UUUUCUCUCGGCUUUGCAGCACACACUUUCCUCCUCGACACUAUGAAGAGACUGUACUUAAUUGAGCCGAUCGUAGCGAUUUAUGCGUUUGCCAGUUUUAUGGUGUAUCCGCUCGUGCAGCAGUACGUGUACCGCAGAUUGUGGCUGGAGAUCACAAACUCAUCUUACCCCGUGUCCGAAAACACUUCCCAGUGCGCCUUCAACAACACCAGCCACAGCCGACAGCAAGAUGAGGUACAGAAAGCAGCUUCUCUGUUCUCCAUGUACAGUGAUUUGUCUUCCAUGAUCCCCAGUCUCAUAGUGACCCUCCUCCUGGUGGCCUACAGCGAUCAGCGCGGCCGAAAGAUCACUAUUAUUAUGCCCCUCAUUGGGUCUCUGGUCUACACGCUUUCAUUCCUGGCGGUGUCCUUCUUCGAGCUCAACCUCUACCUUCUCAUUGCCGCCAGUUUCGUAAGUGCCCUCUUUGGGGGUAUCGGUACCAUGCUAGGUGGCUGCUUCUCCUAUGUGGCCGAUUUGUGUGAGGACAGCAAGCAGAAGACCCUUCGCAUGGCUGUGGUGGACAUGAUGAUCGGCUUGUUGGCCGGUGUGGCGUCAAUCUCCACGGGCUACUUCCUGCAUGCAGUCGGGUUCAACUGGCCUUUCUUUACAUCCGCUAUAUUUCAGGCGGUUAACUUAAUUUACGCUGUCUUCAUUCUGGAAGAAACCAGGGUGAUUGACCAGUCAGAGACUGUGGCUUGUUGUCAGGCCAUGCAGGAACUAGCUCGUGGUAUCUGCAACUUGUUUGUGGGAGGCAGUAGUCAAAGAAAAUGGGUUCUUGUGCUGUUGAUUGUCACUUUCUCCUCCUUAUCUUUUGUUAAUACGGGGGGUCUGUCCAUGAUCACACUUUACGAACUCAAUGAGCCGCUGUGCUGGAGCGAGAUCCUCGUCGGCUAUGGCGCUGCGGCCAGCACCUCCAUCUUUAUCACUAGUUUUGUCGGUGUGUAUUUGUUCUCCCUCUGUCUGCCUAACAUUGCCAUCGCCUUCAUCGGGAUGCUGUCAGUCGCUAUAAGCAUGUUCAUGACAGCCUUCGCAAAGACCACGCUCAUGAUGUUCCUCGUGAGGAUUCCUGCUAUGUUUGCCAUUAUGCCGUUCCCUGUCCUGCGUUCGAUGAUGUCAAAGGUCGUCUCAAAGUCUGAGCAGGGAGCGCUUUUUGCCUGUGUGGCUUUUACAGAAAACCUAAGCACUAACGGGUCCUCUGCAGUUUUUAGCAGAAUCUACGCGGCCACUGUGGCAUGGUGUCCUGGCUUUAUCUUCCUACUGGGUUCUGGACUCUGUAUCAUACCCAUAAGUCUAUUAGGCAUAUUUAGGUGUUUCCAUUCAGUGGAUUCUAAUGAAAGUCAAGCACUCUUAUCAGAAGACGAGACUGAAGCCUCAGAUGACCCACCUGUAGUUUAAAAUCAAAUCAAAGGGAGUUUGGAUACCUCAUGGUUCCCCUGUGUGUUUCUUUACAUUUCCUCAUACCAACACAUGUGGGUAAUCUGUUCAAGCCAAAGUAUAUUUUCAGCAUUUUGAGUCUCUGCCACGAAAUAUGCAUUUUUUUGCUGAAAUGCAGUAGAUGCUAAUGGUGGUUUUGGAAGGGAACAGAACUUAAGAGUUCUAAAGGGAAAUUUUGUAAAAGAGUAAAUAUUUUUUAUAAGUCACUUGCAAGGCAGCAACAAAACAGUAUUAAAAUUUUAGGUGUGUUUAUGUUUAGGCUUUGAUUCUGUGUCAUCUGCAAAAAGACUCAAUACUUAGAGGGUAUCUAUAAAAGACAAGACCAAUCACAAUUCAGUAUGCAAAUAGAUGUAAGAAAGAUGACCAAUCCAAUUCAGUAUGCAAAUAUAACAAUGAUAUCAUCUCUGGCAUUAAACGAAAUUUAGAAAUUAAGGAUUAGAUAUUGAAAAUAAUGGUUUGAAUAGAGUCUUUAAACUCUAUUCAAAUGUUAAACUAAACUAAAACUGAAUUAAUUCAUUGUAUGCAUUAAAUUAAUUGCAGAAGUUUAUAUACCAAGAGCUGGAAUGUUUGAGGAAUACGUUGCUGCCUUGCAAAUUUCUAAAGUUUGGGCUGAUGUGCAAUACAUUUUUGUUUUGUAUAGACCAACAUUUAGUGUAGAUUUAUAAUGUAUGUACGAUUGUAUUUUAUAAAGCAUAAGAUUUAGGGUGCAUCUUUAUAGUGUUUUAAAGUUGUCUAUGCUUUU
This is a messenger RNA of Cyprinus carpio (common carp), 2215 nucleotides long. RefSeq names its product lysosomal proton-coupled steroid conjugate and bile acid symporter SLC46A3-like. Gene Ontology annotation, molecular function: transmembrane transporter activity. Gene Ontology annotation, cellular component: lysosomal membrane. NCBI's taxonomy places the organism in Eukaryota, Metazoa, Chordata, Actinopteri, Cypriniformes, Cyprinidae. Gene Ontology annotation, biological process: vacuolar transmembrane transport. The record is from RefSeq and is a predicted model, not a curated record.